This is a messenger RNA of Scatophagus argus, 2505 nucleotides long. It is a transcript of the gene mkrn2, whose product is annotated as makorin, ring finger protein, 2. Gene Ontology annotation, biological process: protein polyubiquitination. The transcript has 11 exons. NCBI's taxonomy places the organism in Eukaryota, Metazoa, Chordata, Actinopteri, Scatophagidae. The record is from RefSeq and is a predicted model, not a curated record. Bases 262 to 1470 code for a protein of 402 amino acids. Gene Ontology annotation, molecular function: metal ion binding; ubiquitin protein ligase activity.
GACUACAGAAAUACAGACACAGAGACAGAAAUACAAACAUAAAUAAAACGAAAAUGGAAAAAAAGUGACUGAAAAACUGGAAGAAUGUAACUGCCUUCAAAACAAAAGACUUGCCUGCGACUUGAUUGAUUCAGCACACAGACUGAAUAUAAAUUCAGAGGAACCUUCCUGCUGUCUACUGGUGUCAGACGGAAGAGUUUGAACGGGACACCAACGUGACAACUUUGAAGCAGCUGUUGUAGCUGAAACCCUGCGAGAAAGAUGAGCACCAAACAGGUGACUUGCAGGUACUUCCUCCACGGUGUGUGCAGGGAGGGCAGCCGCUGCCUGUUCUCUCAUGACCCAGCCAACAGUAAACCUUCCACCAUCUGCAAGUUCUACCAGAGAGGAGUGUGUGCCUAUGGAGAACGCUGCAGGUAUGACCACAUCAAGUUUUCAUCCAGAGGAGGGGGAGGAGCUUCAGAGGACCAGGCUGUAGGCGGGGCCUCAGUCAGAGGUGGAGCGAAGAAGAUGCCGGUUCUCAGAGAAAGAGUCCUGGGUGCAGACAGUUCGGGGUCAGAGGUCGCAGCAGCAGCAGCAGCAGCAGCAGCAGCAGCUCCUCAGUCGUAUGUUGACGCCAUCAGGACGGGUCUGGAUGCUUCAGCACAGGAACAAGCCCCUCCCACAGUGGGCGGGGCUUACCAGGACCUCCCCCAGCUGUGUCCCUACGCUGCUGCAGGACACUGUUUCUAUGAAGAAAACUGUACGUAUCUCCAUGGCGACCUGUGUGACGUGUGCGGGUUGCAGGUUCUCCAUCCCCACGAUCUUGAGCAGAGGAGAGCGCAUGAGAAGAUGUGUCUGCUGGCCUUUGAGGCUGACAUGGAGAAGGCGUUUGCAGCCCAGCUGAGCCAGGACAAGGUGUGUUCUAUCUGCAUGGAGGUGGUGGUGGAGAAGGCGAUCCCGUCGGAGCGCAGGUUCGGCAUCCUGUCCUCCUGCUGUCACACCUUCUGUCUGUCCUGCAUCCGACAGUGGCGCUGCACCAGGAACUUCAGCAACAAGAUCAUCAAGGCGUGUCCAGAGUGUCGGGUUGCCUCAGAGUUUGUCAUCCCUUCGGUUUACUGGGUGGAGGACCAGGACGACAAGGACCACCUCAUAGAACUCUUCAAAUCUGGAGUCAGUAAGAAGGCCUGUAAGUACUUCGAUCAGGGUCGAGGUUCGUGUCCGUUUGGAGGAAAGUGUUUGUAUCUUCACGCCUUCCCAGAUGGAAGCCGAGCAGAAGCCGACCGGCCGCGGAAACAGCUGAGCUCAGAGGGGAACGUCCGGUUCAUGAACAGCGUCCGUCUGUGGGAUUUCAUCGAGGAGCGUGAGCAGCAGUCGGCCACGCCCCUGCAGCCUCUCGAUGAUGACAUGACAGAGCUGAGGGAGCUCUUCAUGCAGAUGUCGGGACCGAGCUUUGAUGGGCCAGAGACCAGGCCCGCUUCAGACCAGUAGAGACCAGACCUGACCAUGUCCUCCUGGGGAAUCUGGACAUCACGACCACGUUUGUGGACAAGUCAAUGAAACAUUAAAUCAUUUUUAACCUGGAUGGAUCGCCAUGGUAACUUAAGCUACACACCUAACCGAAGAGGUUAUGCCCAGACUUUCAGAUUAAAAUGCUAUAAACAGCUGCCCUUUCGCUGAUUCUUCCCCUGACGAUGCUCUCUGCGAGCAGUACAGAUUCUCAGCUGACUGUACAGCACAUCACCCUCACACUAAAAGAAUGAGGAAAGGCGCAGCAGCUACACACCCCGUUGGAUGAUGUUUUAACUCAUGGUUUUGACUUUGCACUGCUGGUAUUGCAGCUAAUAGAAUACUGAUUAGAAAACCGAUUAGCCUGUCGGUCUUUAUCACAGCUAACGCUCAUGUAUCCUUCAUUGUGAGACAGUGUCAGACCUGAAUGCAUUUCGCUGUGUGAGCUUUCAGAACUCAGCAAUGUGCAGAGGUCAUGUGAGGCACUGAGUCAUAAAAUAAAUAAAUUAAUUUACGAAUUUACAAAGCAGCAACAUUUUUUCUGUAAUAAUUUGUUUAAUCUUCUCCGUGCGGCGUGCUGUCACACGGUGCAGAGGAAGAGUCACAUGAUGCCCCAAGUGGACACAAAGGGAACAUCGUGAUACUUGAUUCUGGAGUUUUAGGUUGAGUCAGACCAACUCGCACAGAGAAAAGCUGACUUUGUCCCACCUGCUUUGUAGUUUACCCUCCUGGUGUGUUUCUGUCCGGAUGUUUGAUUAUUGCCCUUUUAUUUAUUGUGUAAAUAAGCAAACAGAGUCAGUGAAGUCCGUUACUGAGAGGUGCCCCAACAGUUAGAAAGAAGAUGAAGAAGAACCCAAAGUUCUGACAUUUGCAGAUUCAUACAUACAACAGCAUCUGGCAGCAGCAGCAUGUCUGUGAACAUAAACACAGACAAAAGAUGUACAACAGUGUGUCAGCAACACAGCAGUCACUGUCAGUAAGAGACUGUACUGAAGUUAAAAUCCCUUUCAGAAACGG